CCUCUCGCUUUCUAUUCCAACCCCUUGCUUUAUCUCUCUCUCUCUCACAUUUCCUCCAUCCAUCCCCCCUGCCCAUUUCAUCAGCAUUUCUCCGUCGCUGGGGUUUCCUUUGUUUAUCCUUUUUCUCUUCUGGGAGGGGUGGGGAAGGGGAGACGAGGGGAGAGUCUUGAAAACUUGCGAGAGGACAAGGGGUUUUCUCGCCCUCCGAUCUUUUAGACAUCUUGAUCCGGUUCAGGCUGCUUGAGUUCAAGUGACAUAGUUGAGUGUUUGCAUGUGACACAGUAUUGUAGCAUCUCUUGGUCCGUGCUUUUCUGAAGCUCCAGAGAAGAACAACUUGCCUAAUGCAAGGGCAAAGGAGUUCCGUGGAACCCUUCCCUGAAGCAUUUGAAUUUGAAAAUGUAUCAAGUUCGAGCAAUUCUGCCAUUGAUCAACAAAUGUACUGGAAUAACAUGCUUCUUGAUCCAGUAGAGACCCAGAACCUACCAGAUUAUCUAGUGUCUCCCAGUGAUGCUAAUAUGUCAUACAUAAACAUGGCCGCUCAAAAUGAUUCUCGACUGAGCAUCUGGAGCUCGGGGGAAUCUAGUUCAAGGGAGCACCCAGUAAACCAUGGCAGCCAUGAUGAAACCAAAAUGGAGCAUGGGUGGAUGCCACUGACAAUUAAUGUGGGAGGUGGCUUGAGGAUAGAGGAAAGGCAUUUUGAAGCAGCCAGUAUGCUUUCUAAUGUCAACAUUAAUCUUAAUGCAACUCAAGUUGACAAUGAGCAAUCUGUACAGGAUUCCAAUUUAAAUGAUGUCCCUCAGAACUCAGAACACAAUGCUGGUCGUGUUGAUAUCAACAGCGAGGUCUCAGAAGCAAGGCUAUGCCCUCAUCCUACUUAUACCCCAGGCUUAUUAGAACUUGAGCAUGUUCCAUCUUUGAAUGGUCCUUCAAAUUCUUGUGGAAAUUCUUCUGGAGGGAUUGGCUUUAUGCCAGAAGAUGGUGAUGGAAGGCCAGGAAGUUCAUUGGAUGGUCGGCGCUUAGCCUGCAAAAGGAAAAACACUGAAGGUGUACCUGCUGGAAAUGCAAACUUUAUACACCAAGGGGAGAAUAGUUUACUGCAUUCUGCUUCUUCUAGUUAUAAUCCUGCUGCUGGUUUAAAUAUAGGUAGCUCAUCAGAUUAUCUAUCUGCAGCAAAUCCUUCUGAAGGACAUCUAAAUGCAGGUUUUGGCACCAUCAUGAGAGGAGUAGAUUCUGAAUGCUAUCCUUCUGCAAGUACAACACACAACGUGGAGAACUUGCAUAGAAGUUUUCGAAUGAGAAUGAACCCUGCCCAUUCCCCACCUAAUUCAUGGUCCUCAGGGAAUACUGUGAGGCGCUUUAAUGUAUUAUCACCCAAUCAACCACCUUUCCAUCCUAUCCCAUUUAGUCAGCCACUAGAACCACUGCCAAUAGGUGCUAGUUCAAGCUCACAUAUUCAGCCUCAUAUGCCAGUUAUUCCUGGUCUGCCUCAAACAUUAUACCAUUUCCCAUGGACUGGAGCUUCCAGUUCAAGAAUUGGUAGUUCAUCAAGCUCUGUCAACUCAGAGGAGAGAGUGAUUGUCAUGCAAGAGGACACAAACUCAAGAAACAUGACAAUAAACAAUGCUUCAGAUUUUGUUCCCACAUCUGAUAUGCCCCAUUUGGUGCAAGAUCGGACAAAUUGGAAUCUGUCUGAUAGGAGCACUAGUGUUGCUGGAAAUGGAGUGUCUGCUUCACAAACUGGCACUAGUUCAGUGGUCCAUCCAACAUUAGGACCUACCUGGGUUUCUCAUCCAAAUCCCCCUAGCCAAUAUCCUCGAAACUUAUCAGAUGGUGUUCGGCGGUCGUUGUUAUCAUCUGGUGGCUCUGAAUCUGGAGGUCAGAUGGGUAGCUUUUCUCUACAACAUUCUGGUCACUCUAUUACAUCACAGGGAAGAGGUCAUCGAUCUGGGCCUCUUAUCCGUGUUCAUCCGCAGCUGCCCUUAAGGUCAGCAAAUUUUAGGGACCUACAAAAUGAUAAUGUUUUUGGUGUUCCCUUGACUAUGAGGAGUAUAAUAGCUGCAAGGGAAGGGAGAAGCAGGAUGAUAUCAGAGAUUCGUAGUGCACUGGAAUCCAUGCGUAGGGUGGGAAAUUUACGAUUUGAGGAUAUCUUUAUCCCCGACCAGUCUGUCGUCUAUGGGGGCGCUGACUUGCACGACAGGCAUAGAGACAUGCGGCUGGAUGUAGAUAAUAUGUCUUAUGAGGAAUUAUUGGCACUGGAAGAGCGGAUAGGAAAUGUGAGCACGGGACUCAGCGAGGAGGCGAUUUUGAAGUGUCUAAAGCAGCGCAAAUAUUUGUUGGGGAGAGUGGAAGCAUCUAUGGAAGUUGAACCAUGCUGUAUCUGUCAGGAAGAAUAUGUUGAAGGGGAGGACCUUGGCACCCUGGAUUGUGGACAUGAGUUCCAUACGGCUUGCAUCAAACAGUGGCUGAUGCACAAGAACUUGUGCCCCAUUUGUAAGAACACUGCUCUAGCGACAUGAGGGUGCUCCAUUCUCUGAUUGGAUGCAUGAGCGAGCUCUGCACGAGAUAUGUCUUUGCCUCGAAAUCAUUAAAUCCAUCGACACUCGUGGAUGAUUUUUUUAUUUUUUUACUUUUGUUGUUUCUCUCGACUUUUGCUUGGCAAAUUUUGCCAUUCCUUAAAGUUGUUUUCCUGCUGACUGCACUGCUCUCCAAAUGAAUAAACCCAGCAACUGUGUAUAUAACAUUUUAGAUGUGCAGCUUAAUAGAUGCUGUGAAUUUAAUCUCU
This is a messenger RNA of Elaeis guineensis (African oil palm), 2782 nucleotides long. Its product is annotated as probable E3 ubiquitin-protein ligase HIP1. NCBI's taxonomy places the organism in Eukaryota, Viridiplantae, Streptophyta, Magnoliopsida, Arecales, Arecaceae. The record is from RefSeq and is a predicted model, not a curated record. Gene Ontology annotation, molecular function: ubiquitin protein ligase activity.